Molecule: messenger RNA, 1897 nt
Organism: Dalotia coriaria
Lineage: Eukaryota; Metazoa; Arthropoda; Insecta; Coleoptera; Staphylinidae
Product: UDP-glycosyltransferase UGT5-like
Exons: 2
Coding region: 257-1807 (516 amino acids)
Molecular function (GO): UDP-glycosyltransferase activity
Source: RefSeq, a predicted model, not a curated record
ACUCGAGGCUUUGAUGUUCAAAAGUAAGUAGUUGUUGUUACACGCUCAAAUAAUGUGCACGCCAGACAAAAAUUACUGACGAAAAAGUGAGAAUCAUCAAGACUUGUGGUUUUAUUACAAAAUGUGCUCGAUUCAUUCAAAUUUUAAACCUUAUCAUAUCACUAAAAUACUUUAGGUAUAAAACGAGAAGGUUUUAAUCAUUCUAUAUCAGUUACGUUAUUAUUUGACGAUAAUUAAUCAAGUGCUUUAAUUAAAAAUGUCGAAGUUAAUAAUACUGUUGUUAUCAUUAAUACUUGUGUCUGAAAAUGUGCACUCCGAACGAAUUCUUGCAAUGGUCAUGGCUCCAUCAUACAGCCAUCAAAUGUUUUAUCAACAAUUAUGGAGAGAACUCGCUAUCCGUGGACAUGACAUAGUCGUGGUCACUACAGAUCCUACCAAUGAAGUACUUCCCAACUUCAAAGAAAUCAGCAUGAAAGAAUCCUAUGGGCCCGCAAAAGAAUUUAUGAAAGUAAUGUUAAACACUAGUAUUUUCCAAGUUGUGAUUCAAGAUAAAUGGACGGAAAUGACAACGAUGAUGAGUGAAUUCCAAAUGAAUUUACCACAGGUUCAAGAGCUUGUCCAUAACAAGUCGGAACAUUUUGAUCUAUUGAUGAUAGAACAUUUCAUCACACCUGCAUUAGCAUUCCAACAUCGUUUCAACUGUCCGAUGAUCGGUGUGGUUUCUUUGGAUGCUUUGACUUAUUCGCAUGAAGUAAUGGGAAACCCGGUUCAUUCUAUUUUGUAUCCGAUGUCAUUCUUUCCAUAUCAAGAAGAUUUGUCAUUUUUUGAAAGAUUGGUGUCUGUUGUAUUUGGAAAUGCAUUUAAUUACUUGCAAUUGGGAGCUGUGGAGCAUUUGGAUAAAUUGAACAGAGGUAUUUUUGGAGAAGACACACCAUCUAUUUCGGAGAUUCUUGAGAGAACAGAUAUGUUGUUUGUAAAUGCUAAUCCAGUCUUUAGUCCUGUAAGACCACACACGCCUAGUACUAUUUCCAUCGCUGGAGGUAUGCAUAUGAAACCACCUAAGGCUUUACCUGAAGAUUUGAAGAAGUUUUUGGACAGUGCAACCCAAGGAGCUAUUUAUUUCAGUUUGGGUAGUAAUGUAAAAAGCAAUGAAUUGUCUUCAGAUUUGCGCCAAACUAUAAUGAAGACUUUAGAACAAAUUCCCUACAAAAUUCUUUGGAAAUUUGAAAAUGAUACCCUUCCAGGUAAACCAGCAAAUGUCAUGAUUACAAAAUGGGCUCCACAACAAGAUAUUUUAAGACACAAGAACAUCAAACUCUUCAUCACUCAAGGAGGUCUUCAGUCUUUAGAAGAAGCACUAUACUCUCAUGUACCACUAGUGAUAAUGCCGUUUUUCGGAGAUCAACAAGCAAACGCAUUGAAAGCCAAGUCUAAAGGUAUGGCACGCAUUGUGGACAGACAUAACCUUAACGUGGAAGAUUUCAAAAAAGCCAUUUUGGAUGUUUUGGAGAAUCCUGCUUAUAAAAACACUGUCACGCGAUUGGCAAAAGAAAUUCAAGACACUCCAAUGACUCCUUUGGAGAACGCUAUUUGGUGGACCGAGUAUGUAUUGCGACACAAAGGUGCACAACAUUUGAAAGGACCUAGAAUUCCGGCGUAUCAGUAUUAUUAUUUGGAUGUUUUAGCUUUUAUUGCGGGUGUCUUUGUAGUUAUUCUUAUUUUAUUGUUUGUAAUAGUUAAAUUGACUCUCAAAGGACUCUGCAGUAUGAUGAAAUGUUCAAGAAAAGAAAAAUUAAAAACUAAGUGAAUUACUUUCAAGUUUUAAGUAGGUACUUACGAAUAAUGAAAUUGCAUGAAUUGGAUGAAAUAUUGCGAAAUAAAUGAAUUUUAAUCAAAA